UGAAAUGUUUAUUGUAAAAGUUAAAUAAAUUUUUGUUUUCUCCAUAAUGCUUUAUUUUAUUCGUAACAUUCAUAAUCACAUUUAUAAAUUUAAUAGGUAACUAAUAUGCAGUUUCUAUGGAAAAAUAAUAACGAUAAAUAUUAACAUACAUUUUCGUUACUACAACAUUGAUUUGAUAAUAGCAGUGGAAUGUAUGGAAGUUACCUUGUAUAGAAAUGAAACAAAAAUAAAAUCAUUUUAAGGAAUUCGAGGAGUUUUAUAAACAUUAUGUGUUAUGUGAUAUAGUGAAGACUGUCUGCAGAAAAUUGAGAUACAAUGAUUCGUGUCAAUGUUUUGCCUAGAACUAUUCGGGAUGCCUGUGUAACUUCGUUUUUACUUGUAAUGGUCCCUUUGACGUAUUGGUUUGAGUUAUUCGUCGUUUUUCCGGUGUUUUUUAAACCAUGGGGUCUGCUGUACAUUAUACACAUAGGGUUAAGCUUGUUUCUAUUAUUUAACAUUAUUUCUAAUUUUUUUGCCAUAGUAUUUACCGACACCAGUAUUAGAGGUAGGAUGAUUUCCACUAAGUUAGACCCCGAAUGGCGAUUUUGUUAUUCUUGUGAGUCUGUGGCUCCACCACGUUCAUGGCAUUGUAGUGCUUGUGAUACUUGCAUUUUAAAGAGGGAUCAUCACUGUAUGUUUACGAGUUGCUGCAUUGGUCAUUUUAAUCAUAGAUACUUUUUCAUGUUUAUUUUUUAUAUUUUCAUUUCCCUUGCAUAUUGUCUAGUUUAUAAUACUCUGUAUUUUUGGAAUUUAGUAGAAUUUAGGUCUUGGAUGACAAUUGUCAAACUUUUAUUUCCCUUAGCGACUCUUUUUAUUGAUAACAGUUUAACUCAACUCAGCCUCUUUUUGUACUUAUUAUUAACAUUAAGCACCAUUUUGUGCGGGGUUCUUUUAUAUUAUCAUGGAGAUUUAAUGCUCAAAGGAAAAGUUAAUCAUGAAAGGAAAAGUAAAGACAGUAAGUACAAUCAAGGAAGAAAAAGAAAUGUUACAACAGUUCUUGGUGAACGAUGGCAUUUAGUGUGGAUUUCCCCGUUUAUUGAAAGUAAAUUGCCAGGAGACGGGAUUAACUGGACUGUAACUGAAAAUCACAAAACGCAGUAAAUGAUUUUAUUAAAUGUUAUAAUUGUUAUACGUAAGACACGAUUGUUAUUAAUGUUGUAAAGUGGACAUUUUGUCAUAAAUGUUUAUAAAGAGUUUUUGUCAAUUGAUUUUACUAUUUACUGUUGAAUAAAAUUGACUAAAUCUAUUUGAAAUUGUUUGCAAUAACGUUCUAUUGUUAAAAUUAUGUUACAAUUUUUUAAAACAAAACCUUAUGACUAAAUAUGCACUGCGCAGCAAAUCGCGCAUUACCGUUUCAUCAUUGCCAUACCAUAGAUAAUGCCAUACUCCCAGGUACAUGACACCAUAGUCAUAUAUUAAUGAACGUGCCUUAGCUGUAUGUCGUUGUAAUAAUUUCUUGGCUCGGAAAGGGAGAGAGAUGGCGUAUGGUUUCGGACUAGUGCUAUCUGUUUCAUGACACGCUUACGCACUAUCGUGAGAGAGAUGGAUAUUGUCCGAAACAUCGUUCCGUCUCUUUCUUAUGUUGUACUACAAUUCUAACCGCUAAGGCAUGUCAAUUAGCGCAGUUAACUACUGCACAUAUAAUACACAUAUAAUACGAAAGAUCACCCACUGCCACAGUGGUAUCCAUAUUUAGUUCUCACCUCUCUCCCCUCAUACACUAGAAUUGACAAACCUUUGUCUUUUUUAAUUCUGUCCAUAAAAUACUAUUUUUUUUUUUGAAGUGCACUAAUUUUUUAUUGAUUAUUCUCAGAAACACUAUAAUCAGUCAAAAACAUGUAUAGAUAUUUUACAGAUUGAUUAUUUAACGUCACUGAAGCGAGUGAGUGAAAAAUACUUAGUAAAUCCAGUUCUACAUUGACAUGGUAAAAAUUAAGUAGCCAUUAAAUUAAACUAAUAUGAUAUGAAUUGCGAUCAAUUCAAAAAACUAAUCCCACAGCCACAAGAGCAAUAUUCAUAAAGAAAGCGAAAUUGCCAAUUUACUAGAACAAAUUACUGAGCGGGCAUCAUCAACGUCUUACGCCUUUUAUAAAAUGUUUGGCAACGUUUCAUUAUUUCGUAUUAAAGUAAUCUACUGCGCAUGACUAAAAGUAUGCUACAAGUACAAGCUUUUAAAUGUAAGGGAUCGCCAUCUUUCGGUUCACUGUCUUUUAAUCUUUAGCGCAUGUGCGUCUGUUACUUAUAACUUGUGAAUGCAUAUUAAUGAUUGUGCGAAAUUAUUGCCAAAUUAAUUUGUUGUCGCGUCGGUAUAAUAAUAUAAGUGAGCGAUUUAAUCGCACUAUGCGAAAUACCUAGGGUAAUCGACAUAGUGGUGCUGGUAAG
This is a messenger RNA of Agrilus planipennis (emerald ash borer), 2421 nucleotides long. RefSeq names its product probable palmitoyltransferase ZDHHC24. The record is from RefSeq and is a predicted model, not a curated record. Lineage: Eukaryota; Metazoa; Arthropoda; Insecta; Coleoptera; Buprestidae. Gene Ontology annotation, molecular function: palmitoyltransferase activity. Bases 316 to 1140 code for a protein of 274 amino acids. The transcript has 2 exons.